GCAUUUUGGAUAGGUUAUUUACGUUUGUGUAGCUGCAUCUUCGUAGCAGUUUGUUAUCAAUAUUGGAACAGACUUUGGAUCGUUUGUUUAUCUGGUUACUUGUUGCUUACUGGACUACGAGUGGUAGCGUUUCAGGAAUCCAAGAAAGGACUGAUUAUAAGAAAAUGAGAAAAAAUGUCUGAACCGAGGUCCAGUUUUCUUCACAUUGGGGAUAUUGUCUCCCUGUACGCUGAAGGAACAGUCAAUGGCUUCAUUAGCACUUUGGGAUUAGUGGAUGACAGAUGUGUAGUACAGCCAGAUGCUGGGGAUCUUGCCAAUCCACCAAAGAAGUUCCGAGACUGCCUUUUCAAAGUAUGUCCUAUGAACAGAUAUUCAGCACAGAAGCAAUUCUGGAACGCAAAACAAGGAAAACAGGGGAACACCACAGAGGGAGCACUGCUGAAGAAACUACAGCAUGCUGCCGAACUGGAACAGAAACAAAAUGAAUCGGAGAAUAAAAAAUUGCUUGGUGAUAUGGUUAAAUACAGCAAUGUCAUACAGCUACUACACAUCAAAAGCAACAAGUACCUCACCGUGAAUAAGAGACUUCCAGCCCUUCUUGAAAAGAAUGCUAUGCGAGUGUCGCUGGAUAUGGCUGGGAACGAGGGCUCCUGGUUCUAUAUCCAGCCCUUCUGGAAGCUGCGGAGUGAAGGUGACAAUGUUGUUGUUGGUGAUAAGGUGGUGCUGAUGCCUGUGAAUGCUGGACAGCCUCUUCAUGCCAGUAAUAUAGAGCUUCUAGACAACCCAGGCUGCAAGGAGGUGAAUGCACUGAAUUGUAACACAAGCUGGAAAGUCACCCUUUUUAUGAAAUUUAGUGACUACAGAGAUGAUGUUUUAAAAGGGGGUGAUGUGGUGAGGUUAUUCCAUGCAGAGCAAGAAAAGUUCCUGACCUGUGAUGAUUACAAGAAGCAUCAACACAUUUUCCUCAGGACCACACUGCGACAAUCUGCCACCUCCGCCACCAGCUCCAAAGCACUCUGGGAAAUAGAGGUUGUGCACUAUGACCCCUGCAGAGGAGGAGCUGGGCAAUGGAACAGCCUUUUCCGAUUCAAACACCUGGCUUCAGGAAAUUAUUUGGCUGCAGAGGUGAACCCUGAUUUUCGAGACGAGGACACGGAUGGUAAAGCUGCGGUGGAAGGAGAUAUCCUGUCCUCAAAGAAGAAGCGCCAGGCGGCCGAGAGGAUUGCCUACACCCUGGUCUCUGUCCCACAUGGGAAUGACAUUGCCUCUCUCUUUGAACUGGAUGCCACCACUCUACAGAGGGCAGACUGCCUCGUCCCAAGGAACUCAUAUGUGAGACUGAGACACCUUUGCACAAACACCUGGGUAACCAGCACAAGUAUCCCUAUAGAUGUUGAAGAAGAGAGACCUGUCAUGCUUAAGAUUGGAACAUGCCCCACAAAAGAAGACAAGGAAGCCUUUGCUAUAGUCUCAGUCCCGUUGUCAGAGGUCAGAGACCUGGACUUUGCCAAUGAUGCUAGCAAGGUCCUAGCAUCAACAGUGAAUAAGCUGGAGAAUGGGAACAUCGCUCAGAAUGAGAGGAGGUUUGUAACUAAACUGUUGGAAGACCUCAUUUUCUUUGUGGCUGAUGGUUCCAACAAUGGUCAGGAAGUGUUGGAUGUGGUCAUUACUAAACCCAACCGGGAGAGACAGAAGCUCAUGAGGGAACAAAACAUUUUGGAGCAGAUCUUUGGUAUACUAAAAGCCCCCUUCAAAGAUAAAGAGGGUGAGGGGCCGAUGCUAAAGCUGGAAGAGCUUGGAGAUCAGCGAUAUGCUCCAUUUAAGUACAUACUCAGGCUGUGCUACAGAGUCCUUAGACAUUCACAGCAAGAUUAUAGGAAAAACCAGGAAUAUAUUGCCAAGAAGUUUUGCAUCAUGCAGUCUCAGAUUGGAUAUGACAUUUUAGCAGAAGACACUAUCACUGCCUUGCUCCACAACAACCGAAAACUGCUGGAGAAGCACAUCACAGCCAAGGAAAUCGAGACCUUUAUCAGUCUGUUACGGAGAAAUAGAGAGCCCAGGUUCUUGGAUUAUUUGUCAGACCUCUGCGUGUCAAACACAACUGCAAUCCCAGUGACUCAAGAGCUUAUUUGUAAAUUUAUGCUAAACCCCAUCAAUGCUGAUAUUCUCAUUCAAACAAAGCUGAUACCACACAUGGAUAAUGCCCUGGAAAGCUCCCUGCUGCAGGACGAUGUUGACGAUGAAGAGGUGUGGCUCUACUGGAUAGACAGCCAUAAGGAACCCCAUGGGAAGUCAAUCCGGCAUUUGGCACAGGAUGCCAAGGAAGGCAAUAAAGUGGACAAAGAUAUCAUUACAUAUUACAGAUACCAGUUAAACCUGUUUGCUAAGAUGUGUUUGGAUCGGCAGUACCUAGCCAUCAACCAGAUCUCCACCCAGCUGCAGGUAGACCUGAUCCUGCGCUGCAUGUCUGACGAGUGCCUGCCCUUUGACUUGAGGGCCUCCUUCUGCCGCCUGAUGCUGCACAUGCACGUGGACAGGGACCCACAGGAGUCUGUCAUCCCGGUCAGAUACGCCAGGCUGUGGAUGGAAAUUCCAAGCAAGAUAACAAUCCACGAUUAUGAGUCCUCCACAGAUACCUCCAGAGAUGACAUGAAGAGCAAGUUUGCCCAAACAAUGGCAUUUGUUGAGGAUUACCUGAAAGAUGUUGUAUCUCAGCCUUUCCCAUUUGGUGACCAAGAAAAAAAUGAACUCACAUUUGAGGUGGUGCACUUGGCACGUAAUCUGGUCUACUUUGGAUUUUAUAGUUUUAGUGAGCUGCUGAGGUUGACCAGGACAUUAUUAGCAAUUCUAGACAUUGUGCAACAUCCCGUGUCGUCAUAUAUGGAUAGAUUAAGCACAUUUUCUGAUGGAGGGAACAAUGUACUGAAGACGAUUCACGGUGUGGGAGAGAUGAUGACUCAGAUGGUGCUGAGCCGAGGAUCGUUCCUGCCUGUUGUGCAUGACUCUCAGCCCACUGCUCGCCACGGAAAGCAGGUCAGCCUUGCUGACAGCGAGGACGUCAUGGUAAUGGAUACCAAACUGAAAAUCAUUGAGAUACUGCAAUUUAUUCUCAGUGUGCGACUGGACUACAGGAUCACCUACCUUCUGUCUAUCUACAAGAAGGAGUUUGGAGAUAGCAAUUUACAUGACAGUACCAUAUCCCUUUCAGGACUUCCCUCCAUAACCAUUACAGAGCCUGAUAUAGAUGCGAUUGCAGCGCAUGCAGAGACCAUGUUUGCCGGAUGUAAAGAAAGGAGUGCAGUUGAGCUGGAUGACGAGGGUGGACGGACGUUUCUCCGAGUCCUGAUUCAUCUGAUAAUGCACGACUACCCUCCUCUGGUGUCCGGUUCCCUCCAGCUGCUGUUCAAACACUUCAGCCAAAGAGCAGAGGUCCUGCAGGCCUUUAAACAGGUCCAGCUUCUGGUCUCUGAACAGGAUGUAGAAAACUAUAAACAAAUCAAGACAGACCUGGACCAGUUGAGGCUGACAGUAGAAAAAUCUGAGCUGUGGGUUGAAAAGAGCAUCAACUAUGGGAGCGAGGAAAUGGGCGAAGGACAAGCCAAGGAACAAAUUCACGAGGAUCCAGGCAUCCUAAGCCCAGUGCAAGAUGGAAGCAAAAAGCCCCAGAUUGAUAGCAACAAGAGCAACAAUUACAACAUUGUCAAAGAGAUUUUGAUUCGAUUGAGUAAGUAUUAUCAUCAAAGCAAAAAGAGUCGGAUUCAGCAGCAGAGGCUGUUGAAGAACAUGGGUGCUCAUACAGUAGUUCUGGACCUUUUGCAGAUCCCUUUUGAAAAGUCUGAUGAGAAGAUGAAUGAAAUUAUGAACCUGGCCCACGUAUUCCUACAGAACUUCUGCCGUGGAAACCCUCAGAACCAGGCCCUGCUCCAUAAACACCUCAACCUCUUCCUCACUCCUGGACUGCUGGAGGCUGAAACGAUGAGGCACAUCUUUAUGAAUAAUUACCAUCUUUGCAAUGACAUCAGCGAGAGGGUGGUACAUCAUUUUGUGCACUGCAUAGAGACUCACGGCCGGCAUGUGCAGUAUCUCCGCUUUUUACAAACCAUUGUGAAGGCUGAUGGCAAAUACGUGAAGAAAUGCCAGGACAAGGUCAUGACUGAGCUGGUCAGUGGAGGAGAAGAUGUUCUGGUUUUCUACAACGACCGGACUUCCUUCCCCAUCCUGCUGCAGAUGAUGUGCUCUGAGCGGGACCGCACAGAUGAGAACGGGGCCCUGGCCUACCACAUCACCCUUGUAGCGUUGCUGGCAGCCUGCACUGAGGGGAAGAAUGUGUACACAGAGAUCAAGUGCAACUCCCUGCUCCCUCUGGAUGACAUUGUCAGAGUUGUAACCCAUGAUGACUGUAUUCCUGAGGUGAAAACUGCCUAUGUCAAUUUUGUUGACCACUGUUAUGUAGACACAGAGGUUGAGAUGAAGGAGAUAUAUACUAGUAAUCACAUCUGGAAACUUUUUGAGAACUUCCUUGUUGACAUGGCUCGGGUUUGCAACACCACGACUGACAGAAAACAUGCAGAUCUAGCCCUGGAGAAAUACGUCACAGAGACUGUGGUGGCGAUCGUCAAAGGUUUCUUCAGCUCUCCAUUUUCAGUUAACAGCUCAAAUUUACAGACUCAUCAGCCAAUAUUUAUUCAGCUACUGCAGUCUGCUUUUAGGAUUUACAACUGCACAUGGCCAAAUGCAUUACAGAAAGCCAAUGUAGAAGGCUGUAUUAAAACUUUGGCUGAAGUUGCAAAGAACCGUGCCAUAGCCAUUCCAGUAGAUCUGGACAGCCAUGUGAACACUCUCUUUUUGAAGAACCACACCAACAUGGUGCAGAGGGCAGCCACGGGCUGGAGGAUGUCGGCUCGCAGUGGGCCACGCAAGGAGCCUCUUGGUGGACCAGAUUACAAGAACAUAAUUGAGAAGCUACAGGGUGUUGUAGCAUCUCUGGAGGAGCAGUUCAGUCCGAUGGUACAGGCUGAAUUCUCUGUGCUGGUUGAUGUGAUGCACAGUCCAGAGCUUUUGUUUCCAGAGGCUGCAAGAAUACGUUGUGAAAGUGGAGCCUUCAUGUCCAAGCUGAUUACACAUACCAAGAAACUGAUGGAUAAGGAAGAGAAGCUGUGCAUUAAAAUACUCCAAACGUUACGAGAAAUGCUAGACAAAAAGGAGAGCUUCGAGGAACAGGGAAACGUGUUAAGAAGAAUUCUCCUCACCCGCUACUUUGGUAGUGCCCGCAGUUUCACAAAAGCAGAUUUUGGAAAUGCCAUUAACAGCUCACUGUCUUCAGGAAGUUUGUCCAAAUCUUCUCUGGGGGGUGGAUCUUCUGGGCAAGACUCAGACAAAACUGGUACCUGCUUGGCAGAUAUUCAGUGCCUCCUAGACAGUGAAGGGGCUUCUGAACUGGUUGUAGAUCUCAUUGUGAGCACUAAAAAUGACAGGAUCUUCCAGGAAAGCAUUUUGCUGGGAAUUGCUUUGUUGAAAGGAGGAAAUACCCAAAUACAGAAUUCAUUUUACCAUCAACUGAGUAAACAGAAGAAAUCUGAAAAAUUCUUCAAAGUCUUUUAUGAUCGGAUGAAGAUGGCGCAGCAGGAGAUCCGAUCAACAAUGUCGAUGAACACCUACGAUCUGAGCUGCAAGAAGAAGGACGAUGAUGGAGACAUGACAACCUCCAGGACAAAGAAAAUAGGCAAGGGUUCACCUCUUCACCUCAAAUAUGAAAUUAAAGGACAGUUGAAAGAAGCCUCUGCCGCCACCUCUAAGGCGUACUGCCUGUAUCGGAAAGAGCUUGACCCUGAGAUUGAUCUGAUUGGCUCAGGGACUGAGGGAGGAGCUGAUGACAGCUCUCCAGAAGAAAUGCAAAUGAGCCCCGCCAUAGCGAUAAUGGAACCCAUCUUGCGGUACCUUCAGCUGCUCUGUGAGAACCACAACCGGGAUCUGCAGAACUUUCUCAGACACCAAAACAACAAAACCAACUAUAACCUGGUGUGCGAGACGCUUCAGUUUCUGGACUGUAUCUGUGGGAGUACGACGGGAGGGCUGGGUCUCCUUGGACUCUACAUCAAUGAAAGGAAUGUCAAUCUGGUCAAACAGACACUGGAGAGCAUAACAGAGUAUUGCCAGGGGCCCUGUCAUGAAAACCAGACCUGCAUAGCACAACACGAAUCCAAUGGGAUUGAUAUCAUAAUUGCACUCGUAUUGAAUGACAUCAACCCUCUUGGCAAGUAUCGCAUUGACCUGGUGCUGGAGUUAAAGAACAAUGCCUCCAAGCUUUUGCUGGCAAUAAUGGAAAGCAGACAUGACAGUGAAAAUGCAGAAAAGAUCCUGUAUAACAUGAGACCACAUGAGCUGGUGGAUGUGAUGAAAGAUGCAUACAAUCAAGCACUGGAAAACGAAACAGAUGAGGAAAGCGGAGGUGACCAGAUCCUUCCAAAAGAUGUUGGCCAUAAUAUUUAUAUAUUGGCCCAUCAGCUGGCCCGCCACAAUAAGUUGCUACAGCAGAGUUUGAAGACUGCACCUGAUCCAGAUUUGGAGGGGGAUGAAGCCUUGAAACACUAUGCUAAUCACACAGCACAAAUUGAGAUUGUACGCCAUGACCGAACUAUGGAGCAAAUCGUAUUCCCGGUGCCAAAUAUUUGUGAAUACCUGACGGAAGAAUCAAAGAUCCGUGUGUUCAAUACAACAGAAAGAGACGACCAAGGCAGCAAAGUGAAUGACUUUUUUCAGCAGUUUGAGGAUCUCUACAAUGAAAUGAAAUGGCAGAAAAAGAUCAGAAACAAUCCAGCUCUGUUUUGGUUUUCCCGGCACAUCUCAUUAUGGGGAAGCAUUUCAUUCAAUUUGGCAGUUUUGGUAAACCUGGCAGUUGCACUAUUUUAUCCUUUUGGGGAUGAUGGGGAUGAAGGCACUCUCCCUCCUCUGAUCUCGGCUCUGCUCUGGGCAGCAGUCACAGUCUGCACAGCUAUGCUUUUUGUGUUACCGAAACCAGGGGGGAUUCGGCCAUUCCUCUUAUCUGUUAUGCUCAGGUCUAUAUAUACACUAGGACUUGGCCCUGCGUUAAUACUGCUUGGCGCUGCUAAUCUUUGUAAUAAGAUAGUGUUUUUGGUGAGCUUCGUUGGUAACCGUGGAACAUUCACACGUGGAUAUAAGGCUGUUAUCAUGGAUAUGGCGUUUUUGUAUCAUGUUACCUACGUCAUUGUUUGUAUGCUGGGCCUUUUUGUCCAUGAAUUCUUCUACAGCUUUUUGCUCUUUGAUCUGGUGUACAGAGAGGAGACUCUGCUGAAUGUAAUCAAGAGCGUCACCAGGAAUGGACGUUCCAUCAUCCUCACAGCUGUGCUGGCCCUGAUCCUCGUAUACCUCUUCUCCAUCAUUGGCUUCCUCUUCCUCAAGGAUGACUUCCGCAUGGAUGUAGACAGGCUGUCCACAGCAGAAACAGAGGCCGACGGGACGGAGAGAGUCUGCGACACUUUGCUGAUGUGUAUCAUCACAGUAUUAAACCAGGGCCUGAGGAACGGUGGGGGAGUAGGAGAUGUGUUGAGGAAGCCUUCAAAAAACGAGCCUCUCUUUGCUGCCCGGGUUGUGUAUGACCUCUUGUUCUUCUUCAUUGUAAUCAUUAUUGUUCUCAAUCUAAUCUUUGGUGUAAUCAUUGACACCUUUGCUGAUCUGAGGAGUGAGAAGCAAAGGAAAGAAGAAAUACUGAAGACCACAUGCUUCAUCUGUGGUCUUGAGAGAGACAAGUUUGACAACAAGACUGUUUCUUUUGAGGAGCACAUCAAGUCCGAACAUAAUAUGUGGCAUUACCUGUACUUCCUAGUGCUUGUUAAAGUAAAAGACCCAACCGAAUACACAGGACCUGAAAGUUACGUAGCACAGAUGAUAAAGGAGAAAAACUUGGACUGGUUCCCUCGAAUGUGUGCCAUGUCCCUUGUUAGUAAUGAAGGUGACAGUGAACAGAACGAGAUCCGAAUGCUGCAGGAGAAGCUGGACAGCACAGAGACGCUGGUCACACAGCUGUCCAGUCAGCUUUCUGAACUCAAAGAACAGAUGACUGAACAAAGGAAGAACAAGCAGAGGUUAGGCUUUCUUGGAUCAAACACACCUCAUGUGAAUCAUCACAUGUCAUCACACUAACCACGGGGAAGCAGGACUACAGCUGAGAGAGAAAGAAAACAGCGAUUUGAAGAAAAAAAAAAGACUUGGGCGAGACAUUUUCUUUUAAUAACUGGAACUGGUUUUAAACUGUUUUUUUUUUUCUGGGUCAACUGGGAGAAUAAUGCAGUUGGGCUAUAACUAUAUAGUAUACAUGUUUUGUAUGUUUUCUUGUAAAGUUUUUGUAUUUUAAUGAGUAAAGGCAGUUCAGUUAUCUCAGAAUAAUCUACCAUAGACCAAGAAACUGUUUUAGUAAUAGCAGAACCAGUGCUGUACUUGAUAUACGGAAUAUGAAUUUAGGGUUGAAAAGGCUGCUUGUGAUUUGUGUUUGUGUCCUUGUCAUUGAUUGGCAUCAUUUAUAUACCUGACUUUGACCAGUCACAGCCAAGCUGAUUGAGUGGGUAUCUGGUGAAUACAUAUGCCAGCUAUUGAACUGCACCCAGUGCUCUAACCACUGAGUUUUAGGGACUUGUUUUCUUUUUUGAUGCCUUUUUUAGUAGAAAAUGAAAAACCUUUUGCCCUUGAUACAAUGACUACUUUUCUCUGUAUGAUUGUUUAAGGACCAACAUGUAUGAGAGUAUAUAUAAACACCGGCUACACUUAAUAGUUCCUUUAAUUUUCUUUUUAAUGGUUUUAAAAUGCGUAUUAGGAAUUUUAAAUGCAAAUGUGUGAAAACUUUGCAAAGUUCAUGUCCAAGAUUUUUUUUUUUUUUUUGGUUUUGUAUUGUGCAAGUACUUUAACUGUGAGUUAACUAUGUUGUAUGGGAAUCAACUGCAAAUAAGUCUGAGCUCUUGGGGAUUCUGGGCCUGAUUUCAAGUGGGAAUAAAACACUGAUAUUGCAUAUUUUUGAGCAAUUACAUUAUUAAUCAGAGUUGUUUAUUAUCCAUUUUAUAAUAUAUUCAUUGUAAUAUUUACAAAAUGGGGGCAAACAUCAAAAUGGGACUAAGUGCCUUGAGCACUGCUCUGCAUUUUAACAGCCAACUGAUUCAGGAUUGAACUGCCUCUUAAAAUAGGCUAGAACAUGAACCACAUCAAAUGUGUUACUCAUUUACUCAGCAUUUGAGUUUACCUUUACAGAGGCAUAGUUUUAAAAAAAAACUGCUGCAAAUGUAUUGGAUAACUGUUUAAUUUUAUUAUAAAUGAAAAAAAUCUCAACACUGAUUUUCCUAACCAACAGCUGUAUCACAGUUCACAUAACAUACUUUACCGUGCCCCAGGUUCACACCUGCAGUGGUUCUGUGAUCUUACAGAAAUCCAAUAGGCAAUACAUCUACAGUAUGUCUCCCAUACAGUGUAUCCAUGCACCUUUAUGUACAUUCGGAGCCAAUGGUCCACAAAGGAGAAACAUGUAUUAUGUCUUAAUAUACUGAUUACUGUAUUAUGUGCUUUUGUAAAGGUAUUUGUAAAUACUGUUUUUAGUUCUAUAUUUGUUUGUAAAUUACAUACAAAAAACAAGACAAAUUCAGAUGAUUCAGGUAGAUUUUACUUGACAAGAAAAAAUACAGAAUAAAACAUUUCUGAAAUUUGGACCAGACCGUUACUAAAAUGGCCACUUGGAGUAUGUUCAGCCCCAUUCAUAUUGCUGUCGGUGUCCAACACGUCAGGUUGCGUCUCUUUGGAUACAGUAUAUGGAACCAGUCUAAAGGGAUUUUUUUGUAUUGAUUUUUAAAUGCAGGUUCUAUACUUUCUGAUACUGGCAUCUCAUUUCGGGGGUGGGGGGCGCUAUAGCUGGGUUGUAUAUCGCUGGGCUACAUCUUGCUCAAGAUAAUUCUUAAAAAUUGGCUACCUCGCUUCCUUGAGUAGUUUAAUAUAAGAACUGGAACUAGUUUACAUUACCCACAAAUGCAAAAAAAAAAUGUGCCACUAGAUGAACGUUAUUGUUUUGAGCAGUUUGGGGCUAGCCUGUCAUCCAUUUUGUUCCUGGGAUAUUGAUUAGGUAAUUACCUAAAUAGUUUUCAGGGGAGGAGGUUGUUUGAAAGUUGAGACUGAGGAUAGUUUGGACCUUGAAUAGGGGCAUACACACUGAAAUCCCCUGAUUUAAGACAAUCUGUGUUGAAAGAGAAGAAAAAAAAACAGUUUUAAAUAAAGGACAGACAAACAAGUUAUCUGUAAAUAUAUUUGUGGAAAAUGAAUCAGUGCUUAAUAUGUUGUCUAUGAAACACAAUAUAUACCAUUUAGGCUAAUAGUGUUAUUAAAACCUGUGGAUUCUUUGCUGCAUUUUUUUUUUUUUUUUUUUUUAUCAGUUCAACAAUUAUAUUUUCUGUUAAAUAUGUUUAAGACUUCUGUCAGCUGCUGGAAAUAAAAUCUUUCUUGUUAAAGUCUGCUUAAUUUAAGUUAUCAUUGUCAUGUGUAAUGCAGCUAUAUGUGUUCCUGGUUGAACAUCACUCAGCUGUUGUUGGCCCUGAAAGCAUACAUCCCAACUGUCUCUGUACUGUUGGGACAAUCACGAUUUCCCACCAAAUGUCCCCCAUCCCAAUCUAUGGGAACAAUGUAUUUGGCACAUGCUGCAGCGACAGGAAUGUACGCUAUUUACAGGAAGCAAGUUGACAAUGUCUUUUGAAUGUAAAACGUGAAAAACAGAGACGUAAAAUGUGAGUCGAUACAAAUUCAGUAGAUUCAAAUUACAUUACCACCAAAGAAAUGCAGCAGAAAAGUUUAAAAAAAAAAAAAAAAAAAAAAAAAGUCAGAAACUCUGCUUUGCUGAAGCUUAUUAGCUUGAAAGGUUUAAAUUGCUUGCAGUUUAAAAUCUAAAUAUAUCUACUUUAAAUGCAAUGAGCAUGAUUUCUUGUUUUGUAUUGGCUCCCUAUCUGUUCAAGGCAGUUUUUUUUCUCAUCAGACUAUAGCUCAGUUAUAGCGAUUGUUAUGUUCUUGUGUUCAGUCACAGAAAGGCUUAAUGGUAAGGGAAAAUGUGGUUCUUAUUCACCCUGAUUACUAUCUGCUGCUGUAUCUCAGGACUUGAUUUGUAAAUGGUUUCAUUACUUUAGGGGAAGGGUAGUUUGUUUGGGUUUCUGGCAUUAAUAUACCGUAUCCUGGCACUGUGUUGUUGUGUGCUGUGAGGAACAGACUUACAUAAUGCUCAGUGAGUUCAUCUUCACAACAUGUUCAUCACAUGAGUGUGCUCAGGCCUCCUUUGUGAAAAUCAUGAGCCAAAAAAAACAAAACAAAAACAACAAUAACAACAACAACAACAAAAAAACACUUUCUAAUAUUACCGUGCAUGUAAACUGUUUUAUUUAAGUAAAACUUUCAACCCCAAAAGUGAUACAUGUGCUGGUACAUGAAAAUACGUAAUCACAAAGCAUGUUUGUUUUUAUUUAAUUCACUUCUACUUUCUCCUUAUCAGUAUUUUAUACCCUUUUUUUUUUUGUUUGUUUUUUUGUUUUAUUAAACUGGGCAUAUAUUAGCACUGCAUUAACAAAAACAAAAACCUGGCACUGUUGUAUGAAUCUUGUUAUUCCUUUUCGCCCACAUAGGAAGAUGAAGUCAUGGGAUAUGCAGUUCUGUCUCAUAUUCGACUGCUAAUUAGAAAAUCAUAACAAAACAUACGAUUGCCAGGCCUCGUGGGGAAUGAGGUACAAACGUCUUUCUUUUUGAAACAAAAAAUAUUAUGGAUAGUAAAAAAAACUGCUAGUCCUUUUUAAGUGAACUACCUUCAUAAGCAUUCAGUGUAGUGCUUUGUAAAGGUCCUGCAGGUUAUACAUCCUCUCCCAGACCUUAUUGUUUUGUACAAUAUGUCUUUGGUUGAUCAUUUUAGAUGAUGAGACCGAAUUACAGAAAAGAAUAGUCUUUGAUGCUGCUUUAUCUCUUCGUUCUUGGGUGGACCACGCUGUAACAAUCCAGACCGGAGGGUUUAGCUCAUUAUAGUCAGUAAUGGAUAGCCUUAUUUCACAAAACGAUACCCUUCUUAAACUAAAUAGAAAUGGACAAUAUAUAUUCAAUAUUUCAUUCAUUAGGUGUAAAAACCUUAAUAAAAAAAAAAUAGUUGUAAGGUAUAAUUAGUUAUUUAGUCAUAGAGUGUUUCACAAAUGAUCCAUGGUUUGUAGUACAGAGCAAAAAUGUAUUAAAAUAAUCUAAAUAUGAAAUAAAAUGGAGAGCAGAGAAUCUGAGCAUAUUUCGGUAUGGCCUCUGCUGUAUAGAAAGUAUCAUCUUCAGAUUCCCAUUUGGAUAAUCAAAGAUGGCAGAGAACUAGAAUACUACCUAGAUUAUUACCUUCCUUCCCUUGCAUUUCUGUUGCUGCUGGGACCCGAUAACAAACUUUGUCUCCAUGAGUUGUGUUUUUUUUUUUUUAAACUGAGCAGUAUUUAGUUACCUUCUGGGCAGGUUGUCAUACAGAGUAAUAUCUAGUCUGGUCAGGAAUAGAACAAGUGAAAUCCCCACUCCAAGGGCAGCUACAUUCACCAAUCUCAAUAUCAGUUUUAUUAUCCCUGUAACAGAGCUUUUAAAAUGUCAAAGGAGAUGCCUAUAUGUAUUUUUGUAUCAAUACUGUAUCUCGUAUCUGUGGAUCUGUACUUUAUAUGUACUUCUUUGGGGUUUAAAGACUUUACAUUGCAGGCUCUAUAAAGCCAGCUAUACAAUAUUUAGUUUUUGCAUUCAGCCUUGCUCUUCUGAAGGCAAACCUCCAAUGUUAUGGGUGUGGACUGGGAGGCAGAGAUGGAACUACGACAGAAAAGUUUUUUUUUUUCUUCCCCACAUUGUAUUACAACAAGAAAAGACCAGUUUGUUGGAAGGUUAACAGGUUUUCAUGCUAUGGCUGUUUGCUGUGAUAGAUUGUUCCGUUAGCUGAUGGAAGUUUCCUGCCUAAAAUAACGCUUUACAUUUGUGUGGACAUUUCAGUUGCUAACUGUGAGUAGGAUUCUUCUUUAAGAAACUUGUAUGUGUCACAUUCAUCCAAGCUUUCAAACACUCAAUCAUAAAAUCUUCAGUAAUGCUGUACUAAAGUAACAAUGGUGUUUUGUUGUUUUGCAGGUUGUCUAUUUCAACUGUCUACCCUACAAAACCAGAUGGCAUGUGUGUAAAUUGUGGUUGGUUAGACCUUUUAUAUUAUUAUUUAAAAAAAAAAAAAAAAAAAAAAAAUGUUGUCGCUUUGCCAUAUUCUGAAGACAGCUGGUGUUAUUUCUUUUAUUAUUAAUAUUUUUGUUAUUUUUUUAUGCAUACAAAACAGGUAGCCAUGGUAUUUAAAAUAUAGCAUUCAAGCUGGAAUACAUUUUUUUUUUUUUUUUUGCUGUGGACAAGAUAUGUUAGGUUUUAUGUUAAACACCCAAUAAAAAAGUUAUACACAGUGAUUUAAAAAUGUUUUAUUAAAAUUCCCUUAUAAAAUGUUACAUUUUUUAUGACUACCCUCUGGCCAUCAUUGUUAAUUCACUGGCAUGUUGUUCUGUUGCUUAAAGCUACAAAAUGAACUGCAUGCUACUUAAGGAACAUUGAAGGCAUCUGCUCAACUCUGAAAGUGAUUUAUUUAGUUGUCCCUCUGAGUCCCCCUUUCUUUCCCCUUGUUUUGUAACAUAUAAUUUUUUUUUACAGAAAUAUCCAAGUAUAACAGUAGCAAAAAUUUAAGAGCAGAUACUAACGAUUAUUUUGUCUUUUAUCAUUUGCUUGUUUUGUGUACAUGAUUUUGUUGCUGUAUAUAUGUCUGUCUGUAUAUAUGGUUAUUUAUAUAUUUAAACAUCUAUAUAUGUAGUCAGCAGUUCAGCCCAUAAACUCUUCCGUUAUGCAGGCCCUCAUGAUAUUUUGGGACUGGGCCCAAGUGUCCGCCUACAGUGAGCUGAGUUUGAGCAAGGCGCAAAUGGUGAUCAUGUGAAGGCACAUUGUAGGGAGGUGGAAGGAGAUCAUAAACAGUGGCUGGCUACACUCUCUUUUUAUUCCUCCCUUUCUCCUAUUAAAUGUUUCAGCAUAGUUGUAGAAGCUUGUAACCAAUCGGCACCAAUGCCAGAAGGAGGUGCAGCAGGGACAAACUUAAAGAAUAAGAUCCAAAUUGGUUUAAGUCCACAGAUCAGAAUUUUUCCAACAUGAAUACAAAACUCGUGUCUGUAUUUAAAUAUUGUUUAAGAGGUCAUCACUGUGAAUCAGGAAUUUGGCUGAUGCUGAUCUUACACAAUUUUGAGCCUUACGUUUAAAGGUGCAGAAUCCAAAAUUGUUUUAGUUCAUAUCUAUGUUGGUCUCCAAGUGAUGCUAUGGGUAAUGUAAACAAAACAAAAAAGUGGUUCCUGAUGGAUAUGAUAGGAUGCAGUAAACACCAAUGAAUCUUAUUUUAGUUUCAAAUUAGAAAAAAUUGUGGGACUCUGCAGCGUUAAAUAAAUAAUAACCUCAAUUUUCUAUUCUUAGCACCCCAAGGCUAUACAUUAUGAAUAUAUGAAAAGUAUAGGGCUUAACACUAAUUCCAGUGCUAUUUUUGUAUCCAGUCAGUGUACCUGUUUUACUCCCCAUAACCACUGUUCCAAAAAUAUACCUAAAAUACACUUAAAUAAAUCAAAUCAACAUUUGCACCACAAAUAAGCAGAGACUCCUGCCUAUAAAUACUUAACUCUCAGGGUAGCCAUCUUAUUUCACCGGUGUUCAAUUCUUAAUGUUUCGACUCAAACAUUUCUAAAUCUCAGUGAAAAUUACAUACAAUUAAUAUAUGACUAGCAAACUUAAAGAUUUUCUUGCCAUGAAGAUUUGUAGACUUCUAAGGUCACUCUGAAGUUGGGAACGUGGGAAAACAGGCAGUAAUAUUUUUUUGAUAUGAAAGAUUGCAGCUCUUUCUCACUGGCUCAGUGAGAACUUACUUUGAUUAACAAGACAUUUUGUUUAAAGGUCACAAGACAAUCAGCAAUUUUCAACCCAAUAAUUAGGCAGCAGCAGAGGCCAGAUCAUUUUCUAAGAAAUAUGUUCAAAUAAUUAUGGGCUUCUAGAAUUAUUAAACAGUCUGGACUUUCCUCUUACACAAUAGCAGAUUUUCAGUUUGGACAUAAACAAAUAACUGCUCUCUGCUUGGGUUCUGAUUAACAGUUCUGCCUAAGGUUUCAUUGAAUAUUUUCUUGCCUGAGAAAAU
Polyodon spathula (Mississippi paddlefish) is the source of this 15208-nucleotide messenger RNA. RefSeq names its product inositol 1,4,5-trisphosphate receptor type 2-like. The record is from RefSeq and is a predicted model, not a curated record. The coding region runs from base 175 to 8160 and encodes 2661 amino acids. Gene Ontology annotation, biological process: calcium ion transmembrane transport. Gene Ontology annotation, molecular function: inositol 1,4,5 trisphosphate binding; inositol 1,4,5-trisphosphate-gated calcium channel activity. The transcript is spliced from 57 exons. NCBI's taxonomy places the organism in Eukaryota, Metazoa, Chordata, Actinopteri, Acipenseriformes, Polyodontidae. Gene Ontology annotation, cellular component: endoplasmic reticulum; membrane.